AUGGAUUACGCAGGACCACUUCUAUGCAAAUCCGACGAAAACAUACCAGCAAAGUAUUUGAUAAUCCUUCUAACAUGCCUGAAUACAAGAGCAAUUUACGUUGAUCUUGUUCCCGAUAUGUCCGCGAUGAAAUUGCUACACACACUCAGAAGAUUCUUCGCAACUGUCGCAUACCCGAACUGGAUUCUGUGCGACAACUCGCAAAUGUUCAAGUCAAUCGCGGAUCUACAAUCUUCCUUUACGACUGUAGAAGAAAGAGACCUGGACAUAAUCGACUACUGCGCACAGAGGAAAAUCGAAUUCAAAUUCAUUCCCAGCUUCAGCCCAUGGCAAGGUGGGUUGUACGAAAAAAUGUGUCAUACAAACAUGCACUACAAUCGCCUACUGGGAAUGGAAGAACUUCAAACCAUUGCUAAGGAAUCAGAAGCAAUCGUGAAUUCUCGACCGCUCACCUACAUCUCAGAAGAAAAUUACGUACCACCCUUCGCCCAAUUGAUUUCCUUCGACCAGGAACUAUUUUGUCUAUGCCACGACGGAGCUAAUCAGAAACGGAAUGGAACCAACAACAACUACCAGAGAUCUGUUAAUCGAAGGAUGGAAUGCCACAAACAAUAUACUCAAUCGCAUCUGGAGCAGAUGGUCAGCAGAGUACCUCACAAGCUUCUUAGAACAAUAUCGCAGGAAGCACCCACAUCCACGAUGUACCAACGAAUCUCUACCAAAGAAGAACGACAUUGUUCUGAUUCUAGACAAAAACCUAGAAAAAGGCAGUGGCAAAUUGGUCAAAUAAUAUCGUCAUCCGACAACUACCAACGUUUGGCAAAGGUCAAACUACCUUCCAAAAGAAUCAUCACAAGACCAAUUAACCUACUUUGCAAAAUGGAAAUUUGCGAUACAAAAGAAACAACAUCCAAAGAAGCCUCGCCACCAACUCCACCACGUGGACACCCAAUGAUGACAAGAUCGAAGACGCUCGCUAAAAAUGCUGGAACACUCCUCUCUCUAGCGAUUGUCGUCACAUUAUGUUCAACGACGAACGCAUCCACAAGGUGUCCGUCCGAGCUCAACAUUCCAAAGAAGAUCAUAUAUGCAACCAAUUGUGUAAAUCGAAGAGUAGCACUUGCUACAUAUUAA
This is a messenger RNA of Ostertagia ostertagi, 1134 nucleotides long. NCBI's taxonomy places the organism in Eukaryota, Metazoa, Nematoda, Chromadorea, Rhabditida, Trichostrongylidae. The record is from the annotation of a GenBank genome assembly.